CGAAUCAAAAAAAACAACCCCAUCACCAACCCCGAGACAGAGUUUUGAGGGAAAUAAUAAGGCAGAGAGCAGCAGCCCCCAAUCCCAUCAUUCUAGAUUCGCAGAGCCCCGCAAACAGUCAAAAUUGGUGAGCCAGCGAGCGAUUCAAGAUUUGUGAGCAACGAAAAAAACAAUCAGGGCAGCCGAAUCGGAGAGAUCGGCGAAUCCAUAGAAUCAAUAUCGCGUUAGGCGGGGGGCAGAGGGGGGAAUGGGGAUCCAGCUGGAGACUCUGGUGGAGUCGAUUAAGUCGAAGGUGAAGGGAGCACUACUGCGGAAGUCGAAGAAGAAGAAGCCGUACGUUAAGAUGGACAAGAGCGCCAGCGUCAGGGUCGAGAUUCGCAGCCGUAAGGCCAGGCAGCUCAUCGACAAGACCCUCAAGGUCGCCGAUCGCCCCGGCAAGCGCACCCUCUCUUGAUUUUCAUGGUCGGACUACUACUCCGACCCUCCGCCGGGCGGGCGAUUCCCAUUUCUCCUCCUCCUUUGCUCCUGUAUAGGUGAACUGAUUUCAGGAUUUUCUGCAACCUUCUCUCUCUCGCUUUCAUAAACUCUCUUCUUCUGCGCUUGCCUUUUUUUCUAUUUCCGCCGACAAUUCUGCCCUUCUUCAGAGGAAGACGGUGAUAGAAACGUUUCGAAGCAAACGGGCAAUGAGAUAGUAUCUUGUUUAGAUUUGCCUUUCCUUCUAAAAUCAUCAAAAUCGUAAAUCUGGAUGGUACCGAGUCUCUUUUUUGUUGUGUCGGUUCCUUUUUGUCAUUAUUAUUCAUAAUUUAUUUUUGCUAAAAAAUGGAAGUAAAUUGAAGCAAAAUUCAGGGUGCUUAUUUUUCUGAUAAUGUGAAUUAUGAUAUAUAUUAUUCUUAAUUUAUUUUUGCUCAAAACUGGAAGUAAAUUAAAGCAAAAUUCAGGUUAAUUAUGAUAUAUAUAUAUACUACGAGAGUGAUGGCCGCCCUCUUUGACAAAAAAAAAAAAAGAUGGCCGGCGACGGGCUGAGAUUGGUGUUGAGUUCUUUUUCACAAGCAGGGUUUAUUUUUUUAAAGUCUUGAGAUUGCAGGUUGUUGCAGCCAGAAUAGUGAAGAAAAUUAUCAUUAGGUUAGAUGUCAACGGCCGUAGAUCCGUUCAAUAACCCAAUUUUCAUAACAAUUGAUAAACUUAUUAAUAAUUUACAGUAAACAAAUACUUUUCUCACUAUAUCUCUUUGGAUUCAUGUUGUAAUUCAAUUUUUUUCUUAGAAAAAUCUUGUUCCUAAAAAUGAAAUCAAUUUUAAUAUAUUUUAGAACAAAAAAUUGAGACAUAUAAAUAUAAUACUAGUCUAUACCUUAGUAAUAAUACUUGGUAUUACAUAGGAUUAUACCAUGAUGAUAUGAAAGUGUACUAUGAUAGUGUUGCAUACUAUUAAACACUUAGAAUUGGGAGAAAGGUACCACUAAACAUAGUUAGUAAAUUAUGGUACGGGAAAGUUACGUAAAAAAAUACGUACGGGUAUUAUACUUGGUCUUUAAGCUAAAGUUACGUUUAAUAGUACGUUAAUAGUCAUAAAUAUAUAAAAUUAAUCAUUUUAAAAAUAAAUAAAUAUAUAAAUAAUACUAAAGUUAACAAUUUAAUUCGUAAAAUACGGAUAAUAAACGUGUCAUACGGGGUUUAUACGUGUUUAGUACAGGCGUCAUCAAAUGAACGGGGGAAAUGAAACGGCUUGACAAUAAUACGGAUACAGAAGUUUUAAACGAAUAAAAUACGUACGGGUAUAUGGUACAUAUACGUGUAUUAAACUGAGUAUUUACUAACUAUGCCACUAAAGUCAAUUUAAAAUAUUACAAUGCCAGACAGUCAAUUAAAUAUGGAUCAUUCCAUUCCGUCUAUUCCACUUAUGGAGUUAAAUAAAGCCAACUAAGUAUUGACCACAUGCCACAAAGGCCGCUGAAUCACACUUGUUUUCGCCAUCAUCCACGAAAUUCUCUCAUCCAUUCGGACAAAAAAAAAAAAAACUCAAACCCCUAUCGACAUUUGAACCCUUCGAACUACAAUUUUUCCGGGGGAGAUGAAAAGGUCGAUUUGUGGGAAAGGAUUCGCACCAAGCGCCCUCGUUGUGUUUUGUGCUCCGUGAAUAAGGCUUGACGGAUUUGCGAGGAAGACGAAGAUGGCCGGCUGGGGGUGCAACUGAUUGACGAUCGAGGAACCGAUGGUAUAGGAGACAGAUUUAGGUAACUAGUUCGUAGAGCAAGAGCGAGAGCAGAUGUGAUAGUGCAAGAACGUCUAUUUCUCAAAGAACUUAUAAUAAGAGCAUGAUAAGAUA
Linum trigynum is the source of this 2323-nucleotide messenger RNA. Lineage: Eukaryota; Viridiplantae; Streptophyta; Magnoliopsida; Malpighiales; Linaceae. The record is from the annotation of a GenBank genome assembly.